AUGGCCUUUCUCCUUCACCUUACCAAAGUUCCGAGGAAGUCGAAACCCCACUCCUGCAAACCAAUAUGUGAACCGCCGGAAGGGUGUAGGUCUCGCCGAUCCGGCAUCAGUAUCGAUAAAAUAUUAUUUAUAAAAAAUUUUUUAAUUGCAGGAAAAAGGAACCAAAAGAAAUUUUCGUGUGAACACUGUAAGAAGAACUUUACAACUAAACAAAGUUUGCAAAUUCAUGAAAGAAUCCAUACGGGAGAAAAGCCUUACACUUGUGAUGAGUGUAAACAGAAGUUUACACAAAAGGCACACUUAAUUACACACCUCCGAAAACACACUGGAGAAAAGCCUUACUGUUGUGAUGAGUGUAAACAGAAGUUCACAACUAAACAAAAUAUGGAAAAUCAUAAAAAAAUUCAUACAGGAGAAAAGCCCUACAGUUGUGAUGAGUGUGAACAGAGCUUUACAACUAAACAAAGUUUGCAAACUCAUGAAAGAAUCCAUACGGUAGAAAAGCCUUACACUUGUGACGAGUGUAAACAGAAAUUUACACAAAGUUCCAAUUUAAUUAGACACCUCCAAAUUCAUACAGGAGAAAAGCCUUACACUUGUGACGAGUGUAAACAGAAAUUUACACAAAGGUCUAAUUUAAUUACACACCUCCGAAUUCAUACAGGAGAAAAGCCUUACUCUUGUGAUGUGUGUAAACAGAAGUUCACACAAAAGGCAAAUUUAAUUAGACAUCUUUCGAUCCACAAUAAACAAAAGUAACAUUUAACGUUAAUUAUGACCAGCGAAAUUCGUUUCAAACCACGAUCCAAAAUUACAUUAUAAUAUUCUUACUUAGAAAUUUUGAAAGAAUAUUAUUUUUAAUUUCUAUUGAUGUAGAAUGAUCGAAAGACGUAAGCAAAACUGGUUUUAAAUGAAAAUUUGUUUUUCUAAUUUCUAAGAAGU
This is a messenger RNA of Centruroides sculpturatus (bark scorpion), 942 nucleotides long. RefSeq names its product gastrula zinc finger protein XlCGF49.1-like. Gene Ontology annotation, molecular function: DNA-binding transcription activator activity, RNA polymerase II-specific; RNA polymerase II cis-regulatory region sequence-specific DNA binding. Gene Ontology annotation, cellular component: nucleus. The record is from RefSeq and is a predicted model, not a curated record. Lineage: Eukaryota; Metazoa; Arthropoda; Arachnida; Scorpiones; Buthidae. Gene Ontology annotation, biological process: regulation of transcription by RNA polymerase II. The transcript has 2 exons. The coding region runs from base 1 to 759 and encodes 252 amino acids.